Messenger RNA from Scomber scombrus (Atlantic mackerel), 2272 nucleotides. It is a transcript of the gene dennd6b, whose product is annotated as DENN/MADD domain containing 6B. Lineage: Eukaryota; Metazoa; Chordata; Actinopteri; Scombriformes; Scombridae. Gene Ontology annotation, cellular component: recycling endosome. The coding region runs from base 77 to 2272 and encodes 731 amino acids. The record is from RefSeq and is a predicted model, not a curated record. The transcript is spliced from 20 exons. Gene Ontology annotation, molecular function: guanyl-nucleotide exchange factor activity.
GGCGCUGUUGGCUCUCCGGUAGUCGGUACCGGAGCUCAGUGAUGAUGGAGGAUGGAGCAGCAGUGAGUCGGUUGGCAUGAACCCGUUAGAUGAGUCCGGUUCUCCGCUGCAGGAGGAGCGCCGGUACCGGUACCGGUGGGCCCGGUUCUCCUCCUGGCUGGACUGCGUGUGUGUGGUUACCUUCGACCUGGAGCUGGGCCAAGCUAUAGAGUUGGUUUAUCCUCCAGAUGUGAAGCUGACGGAGAAAGAGAAAACCAGCAUCUGCUACCUGUCGUUUCCUGACUCGUAUUCAGGAUGCCUUGGGGACACUCAGUUCAGCUUCAGGCUGCGUCAGUCAGUCGGCCGCAGAGCGACGACGCUCAGAGAGGACGACUACGACAGAGACGCUCCCGUUACUCUGCAGAGAGAAACGUCCCAUUUCAUUGGCUACGUCUAUUUCAGACAAGUCAGAGACGCCUCAGUGAAGAGAGGAUACUUCCAGAAGUCUCUGGUGCUGCUGUCCCGGCUGCCGUAUACUCACCUGUUCCACUCGCUGCUGCAGAUCAUCACACCUGAGUUUUUCGAGAAGCUGGAGCCCUGCCUGGAAGCAGUCUGUAACGAGAUCGACCAAUGGCCUUCACCCGUACCUGGACUGACCCUGAACCUGCCUGUGAUGGGCGUGGUCUUACAGGUCCGGAUCCCGUCUAAGGCCGACAAACCAGGAGGAAGUCCAGUGAGACAUGCGCUGAAGGAGAACUUCCUGCCGGCUCCGACGCUGCUGCCCUCCAUUACUGACCUGGACCUGUUCAAGUGUUUCCAGUCGGUCCUGGUCCACCUGCAGAUGCUCUGGGAGCUCACGUUGCUAGGGGAGCCCGUGGUCGUCAUGGCGCCGUCUCCCACCGUUUCCUCGGAAACCGUGCUGGCUCUCGUCAGCUCCAUCAGUCCUCUGAAGUUCUGCUGCGACUUCCGGCCGUACUUCACGAUCCACGACAACGAGUUCAGAGAGUACACCACCCGGACCCAGGCCCCACCUAACGUGGUUCUGGGCGUCACCAAUCCGUUCUUCAUCAAGACCUUUCAGAACUGGCCUCAUGUGGUCCGACUUGGAGAGAUCCGGAUGGCAGGUGAUUUACCCAAACAGGUGAAGGUGAAGAAACUCUCCAAACUGAAGACACUGGACACUAAACCAGGGAUUUACACAGCCUACAAGACCUUUCUACACAAAGACAAAGCCCUCAUCAAGAGACUGUUGAAGGGCAUUCAGAGGAAGAGACCUUCAGAGGUGCAGAGCGCCAUCCUCAGGAGACACCUGUUAGAGCUCACUCAGAGCUUCAUCAUCCCACUGGAGCGGUACAUGGCGAGCCUGAUGCCUCUGCAGAGAUCUGUGACGCCAUGGAAGACGCCUCCUCAGAUCCGUCCCUUCAGUCAGGACGAGUUCAUGUCCACUCUGGAUCACACCGGUCCUCAGCUCACCUCGGUGCUCAAAGGUGAUUGGAUGGGACUGUACAGGAAGUUCUUCAGGUGUCCGAACUUUGACGGCUGGUACCGACAGAGACACCGAGAGAUGAGCCAGAAGCUGGAGAGUCUCCACCUGGAGGUCAUCAGUGACGCUGACCUGCUGGGUUGGACCAGAGACAAGUCUGAGGUGGAGACCGUAGACUUGAUCCUGAAGCUGCGAGAGAAGCUGAUUAAAGCUCGCAGGCAGCAGCUGCAGGUAAGAGACGGCGUUUUAGAAAAACUGGAAGUUUUCAUAAAGUCCGUCAUCUGGUCUCUGCCCCGAGACCUGCAGCGGGUCCUCCACCACCCCGAGACCUGCAGCGGGUCCUCCACCACCCCGAGACCUGCAGCGGGUCCUCCACCCCCCCGAGACCUGCAGCGGGUCCUCCACCACCCAGAGACCUGCAGCGGGUCCUCCACCACCCCGAGACCUGCAGCGGGUCCUCCACCACCCAGAGACCUGCAGCGGGUCCUCCACCACCCCGAGACCUGCAGCGGGUCCUCCACCACCCAGAGACCUGCAGCGGGUCCUCCACCACCCCGAGACCUGCAGCGGGUCCUCCACCCCCCCGAGACCUGCAGCGGGUCCUCCACCACCCCGAGACCUGCAGCGGGUCCUCCACCACCCCGAGACCUGCAGCGGGUCCUCCACCCCCCCGAGACCUGCAGCGGGUCCUCCACCACCCCGAGACCUGCAGCGGGUCCUCCACCACCCCGAGACCUGCAGCGGGUCCUCCACCACCCAGAGACCUGCAGCGGGUCCUCCACCACCCCGAGACCUGAACACCAUCAAUAA